Sceloporus undulatus (fence lizard) is the source of this 4018-nucleotide messenger RNA. RefSeq names its product Abelson helper integration site 1 (gene AHI1). Gene Ontology annotation, molecular function: protein binding. The transcript has 25 exons. NCBI's taxonomy places the organism in Eukaryota, Metazoa, Chordata, Lepidosauria, Squamata, Phrynosomatidae. Gene Ontology annotation, cellular component: ciliary basal body. The coding region runs from base 181 to 3924 and encodes 1247 amino acids. The record is from RefSeq and is a predicted model, not a curated record. Gene Ontology annotation, biological process: motile cilium assembly.
CUCCUCCUGAAAGGGCAGGCCCCGCCCACCAGCCUUUGCUUAGGCUCAAGCGUCACGUGGUCGCUCCGCUGUCGCUCAGCUACUCGGCCCGCCCCUUUCAAGCCCUCCGCUGCCGCGCGUCCGGUGAAUGAAGAGCCUGGAUGAAUAAAAGUGCAGUAUGUUGAGUUGGUUUUGAGAGACAUGAAAAUGCCAGCAGAGGAGAGUGAAGCCAAGGCAAAAACCAAGGUUCGCUUCGAAGAAAUAUUCAGGAACCAUGUUGGCCUAACAGAUAAAAAGAAUUUAAAGAAGAAGAAAUCAAAUAUUCCAGAUAAUAUUGUGCUUGAAACAUUCAAAAACCAUCUUGAUCCUGCCAAAGAAAAUGAAAAUGACGAUAUAAUUAUAAACAACACUUAUAACCCAGAAGAAAGGGGUCCACAAUUUACAAAAAACGAGCUUGGAAGCAAAGCUUCAGCUGCAGUAAAAAUAAAUGAUAAUGCUGUUAGUGGGGAGGAUAGCAAGCAAACAAAGGCUAACAACAAGAAGAAGAAGGCAGCAUUACAAGAACAACUUAAUGAGGAGGAAAAGUUAUCUGAAAUGAAAUUGGACAGUUUUGAAAAAGAGAUUCAUGUGUUUUCAAAGAAAAAAACAAGUAUAUUACAAGCAGAUGCACUUCAUCAAAAAGGGGACAGUAACAUAAAAGGUGCCUUGAAUGGAGUGAGAGAUAUAUCGGAGUUAGAUGAAGAAGAACAGCUAAUCCAAGCCUAUGAGCAGCAAGUGGCUGAAGAGGAAGCAAAUGCAAUUAAGAAGAAAAUAAAAAAGAAACUUAAAGAACAGAUGUCUGAAUUCACCUUCAAUGUUCAAAGUCAUGAAGUGGUACUGAACAAUGAAAUGAGUAAAAAGAAGAAAAAGAAAAAAGUACCAGUUUUAUCUGCAGCUCAAACAAGUGCCUUAACCGAAUCUGAACUACAGAGUGAACUAGAAGAGGAUAAUAGUAGCAAAAAGAGAUCAUUGGAAAGACCGCUCAUAUCAAAGUCUACAGAAGACUUUGUGUUAACAGAAGAGCCACAGCAGAAGGAAGAUGUUGAAAAAACAAAAUGUAAAGGAAGGAAAGCAAAAAGAAAACCCAAAAAAGCACUUGAAGAAGAUACAGAACAAGCUGGUGAAAAUACAUUGCAUGUGGCUUCUAGUGUUUCACCUGAACCAAAACCAGUUUUUGAUGAUAGCCUCGUUUUAGGUGUUUACAUCCAUCGAACUGAUAGACUUAAAACUGAUCUCAUGGUAUCACACCCCAUGGUUAAGAUUCACGUGAUUGAUCAGAAAACUGGUCUAUAUGUCAAGAAAGAGAACAGCAGCCGACCAGUUUCCUCCUUCUAUGAACAAGAGAAAGUAGAACAUAUUCUUCCUAUUAUGACCCAACCUUAUGAUUUCAAAAAGUUUAAGUCAACACUUCCAGAAUGGGAGGAGCAAAUCAUAUUCAAUGAACGUUUUAACUAUUUCCUUCAAGAUGCUGAAGAAAGCCCAAGAGUCAUACUUUUCUUCCAGAUCCUUGACUUUUUAAGCAUGAAUGAUGCAAAAGCCAACUUUGAUGGCCAAGCUCAGGAAAGUGGCUUUCGGAAAAUCUGUUGGGCAUUUUUGAAGCUUGUAGGUGCAAAUGGAGUUCUAAAUGUUGGAGGAAAACUGCGUCUACAACUAUAUUCUCCUCCUGCCAGGACCAGGUCACAGCUAAAUAUUGUGGAAGUUUAUGACUGGUGGGCAAAAUGUCCCAGAAACCAUUAUCCCUCAACACUCUACGUAACCAUAAAGGGCAUUAAACUUCCAGAACAUGUAGAUCCUUCAUUACGUUCUAUGAUGGCUGUUCAGCAAGAAUACCAUUCUCCAUCAUUCUUGGAGCUCCAAAGGGAAAUAUCUAAAAAACCUAAUAAUUCUGGACCACAGGUGAAAAAAGAAGAACCUUUUAAGUGGUCAAAACUCCCUGGACAGGUUUGUCGUAUACCAAACAAAUAUUUGUUUUCUCUGCGAGCUGGAGAUAUGGGAUGUUUCUGUAUUCGCUUCUCUGAAGAUGGCCGGACAUUAGCAGCAGGUUGUGCAGAAAGAAAUGGUUAUCCAAUUCUUUUAUAUGAGAUUCCUUCUGGCCAAUACCUGCAGGAAUUUUAUGGACACCUAAACAUUGUGUAUGAUCUUUGCUGGUCAAAGGAUAAUCAACAUCUGCUUACUGCAUCCUCAGAUGGCACUGCAAGAAUGUGGAAAAUAGAAAUCCAGACUAGUUCAGUCAUGAAGGUCUUUCCUCAUCCUUCCUUUGUCUAUACUGCUAAAUACCACCCAACAGCUGAGUAUAUCAUAGUGACAGGAUGUUAUGAUGCGGUGAUUAGAGUUUGGAAUGCAAAGGUGAAGGAAAUACAUGGGCAGCUUCUACAAGAGUUUGAUGGUCACAGAGGUUUUAUCAAUACAUUAUGUUUUGAUGCAGAAGGAUUUCACAUGUUUUCUGGAGACAGCACAGGACUAGUAAUUGUCUGGAACACUUAUGUUAAAGAAGAUUCUCAAUCGCCAAUUCAACACUGGGGCAUUGAUAAGGAAAUAAAAGAUGAUGAUAUUAAAGGGACAGCAGUAAAUCAUUUGGAGGUACAUCCAAAUGGAAGACGUUUACUAAUCCAUGCCAAAGACAGUACCGUGAGAAUCAUGGAUCUACGGAUCCUGGCCAUGAAGAAAUACAUUGGUGCUACAAAUUAUCGAGAAAAAAUUUGCAGUACCUUAACACCAUGUGGAACAUUCCUUUUUUCUGGAAGUGAAGAUGGUAAAGCAUAUGUCUGGAAUGCAGAAACAGGGGAUCAAGUGGCCAUGUAUUCUAAUCUUUCUUUCACAUCUGCACUUCGUGAUGUAGCCUUUCAUCCACAUGAUCAUAUGGUAUCAUUCUGUGCCUAUGGUCAAAACCAACCAAUACUUGUGUACAUUUAUGAUUAUAAAGUUGCCCAGGAGGAUGCUGAACUGGUAAAAGAUUUUAACGGAUUACAUCUAUCUACAUUGUCCAGAGGCCCACAAAUUCUUAGCAGUUCCGCUGGUAUUUCUUCAAAGAAAAAUACAAUAAAUUCUCCAGCUGACCAGUUUGCAAGUGUUGCAAGAGUAUCUAUGAGGAUGCAGAAAGUCAAACAAAAACUAGAUUCUGUUACGGCCAGCUUCAGUCCAUUGGUUCCUAGUCCAUCUCUGCUUUCACCACACUCCAAAUUAAGAUUGGCAUGUACACUGGGUGAACCACCACAGAUUCCUCUGUAUCCUCUUCCUGCUCAAAGUGGGAGCUUCGUCCCAGUAGGAAAUCCUUUUAUCCGAACACCAUCAGCUGGACUAUACAUGAAUGAGUUCACAACGGCAUCAUAUGGGAAAGGAGACAGUGGUUCCAUUCCUGUCCAAGAAACAGUAGUGGCUCUUUAUGACUACACAGCGCAUCGAUCAGAUGAAUUAACCAUCCACUGCAGGGACAUUAUCCGAGUGUUAUACAAAGAUAAUGAUAACUGGUGGUUUGGCAGCCUGGUAAAUGGACAGCAAGGCUAUUUUCCAGCUAGUUAUGUGGUUGGUGAAACACAAUAUGAAGAACAACUUUCUCCAGGAGUAGCAGAAGAUUCAACUCCUCUUCUGUCUAGUGAAUUGGCAGCAGGCGCAUCACCAGCUGUGCCUGAGAUAUCAGCAGUCAUCAACAAGUCAGGAGACCAAAGAUUUAUUUCAGAGAAUGACACAGACUACCUGGCCACACAAGGUGCAAAAAGGAAAACAAAGAAGAAAGCUAUACAAAUGGAGGAAAAAGAAUAUAAGGCUUGUGACAACUUCCCAUCUAAUGCUGUUGAGGAUGGAAAUAAGAAAAAUAUGAUGGUGAAGAAAAAGAAAAGGUCGGCAAAAACCACAAAUGGAAGUGGAACAUCAAAUGAAGCCUUCCAGCUGGAUUCUUCCAACACGUAGUAUUCAUUUGGUUCUUGGAUGCAGUUUUCAUAGAUAAAAUCAGUGUGGAAAAAUAUGGCGUUACUGUUUGUUGUGAAAUGAUUGUAUGACAUGG